Messenger RNA from Tetrahymena thermophila SB210, 4515 nucleotides. RefSeq lists its product as hypothetical. Lineage: Eukaryota; Ciliophora; Oligohymenophorea; Hymenostomatida; Tetrahymenidae. The record is from RefSeq and is a predicted model, not a curated record. The transcript has 9 exons.
AUGAUUCAAGAGUAUUGUAGAAAUUACUCUAUCAUUCCUCAAGAGAAUAACAAAAUUAGCAACAAUAAUAGCUUUACCUUAAAUGGAUGUGAUAAUAUCUCCAGAAACAAAAGAACACUAUCUUUAAAUGCAGAUAUAUAUCCUUCUCAAGCAAACUAUCAAAUUUAUAGCUAACAAGGUCAGAAUGCAGUUUAGAAAUAGAAUUUUAUUUAGUAAUAAUAAGUACAUAAUAAUUUAGUUUAAGACUCUACUUUUUAGAGCUCAUUACUUUAAACAAAUAACUAAUUGAAAGACUAGAAAAAUUAAAUCAAUGAUUGCUCUCCUGCUCAAGAAAAUAAAAUAAGGACAAAGUCAUAAUUGGAUAAUGAGAUUGAAAAGCUAAGAAUGAAACUCAAAUCAGUUAAAAGAAAUUCAGAAGAUAAUAGCAAUUAGAUAGCAAAUAAUGCUUUCCUUAAAUAAAAUCAAUUUAAAGAGAAUGAAAUCCCUAAAAAUUAAAUUCAAAAAAUAGAAAUCAAAGUUAAUUCAAAUAGUGGCAGUGCACAAAAAACUGGAAAGGGAAGUUCUAGUUUACCAAAUGCAUUUUACACAGGAAAUACACAUUUAAAUACAAAUAAUAAAAAAAUAUUCUCCGAAUAGGUUUCAGACAAGAUACUUAUAGAUUUAAAGAAAUAAACAGCUCAAAAGGUAGAGGAUUUUAUAGAAAAUUGCUACUCUUCAAAGAAUUCAAAGAUUCCCCAAUAAAUGCAGUCUAAUAAUAAUUGGAGUUAGAACAAAGAAUCUAAAUAUUUGAAAUUAGGAGAUAUCACUUAGCAGCUGAUGCAAAAUUAAAAUUAGUUAGAUGCAAGUACUAGCAACAGUGGUAAUUAGAGCAAUUCUAUAAAUAACUCGAAUGUAAAUGCUAAUGCAAGACAGAGUUUGAAUAUUCAUACAAGCAAUAUGUACGCAUUAGGAAACUUGAACAAUAGCUUUAAUGGAUAAACUUCUAAAAAUAGUGGAGUAAGACACUCUUAAGGAUCACUUCAAAUAAACAAUAUUUUUUAAGGAGCAGCUGGUCUUAAUUAUGUAACUCCUUAAAAUGUCAAUAAUAACAGCUUUUCUCAUAGCUAGUUUCAUAACUAACAAGCUUGUGAGAUUAAAAAAUGCACUAGCUGUCUUAAAAGAAGAGAGAAGAGUGCAGAAAAAGUUGAUAGAAAAAAGCUUGGUGAAAAUAAAAAAUAGUUUUUGAAUAAAUAUAAUAUCAGUGAUACAAGGAAGGAGUAUUCUAGUUAUAAAGAAUAAAAGGUUUAAUAGCGAAGAUUUUCAAUCCACACAAAUUAAAUUUAAGAACCUUUUAAUUUUGUGUUAUAAGGUAAUUAAGAUGUGAGUCUCAACAGCUCAAGUGUAAAAAAUUAAAACUGGUUGUUAUAAUAGCAAUAACUACAUUAGAAAGCCAAUUAUGGAAAUUUUGCUUAGUAGUAAUAGUAGGAAUCAGAGUCCUACUUAGAUAAGAGCUGGAAUAUGAAGGUAAACUCUCAUGUCAAAGCUCUUUAGCAAGCCUUAGCAGAAAACAGUAAUGGAGUUAGUAAUAAUAACUCGAGGUUUAUUACGCUUAAUGAUUUAAAUUAUUCACAAAUUGAUCAUCCAAGCAAUAAAGGAAAUCAUAAUGCUGACACCACAAGUAAUUAUAAAAGUCUAAAUACAACAAACGUAGUUGAUAAUAGCAUUAUUUUAGGUAAUAAUUAAAACAAUUUAAGUAAUAUUUAAUCACAAUAAAACUCCUUCUUAAGCAACAACAAUAACAACAAUUUUAGAUACUCUAAAAAUUUAUAGUAAGCAUAAAACUCUUCAAACUGUGAAAAUAUUUCCAACAAUUCUUACCAAACAAAGCUUUACUUGGAAGAAGAACCUAAAAAUUUAUAAAAUAAUGCACUUAUACUAAAUAAUAUGCAGCUGAGUGGAACUUCAAAAUUUGCAGGGAUAGAUAUUAAAUAAUUCUAAGAUAAUUUUUAAAGUAAAGAGAAUUUUGAAAUAACUGGCUAAGAAUUAUAAAAAGAAACUUUUUCUAGAGUUUUAGAACAUUAUGAGUCAUUGAUUAGGGAAAAAGAAAAGGAAAAUGAAGAAAAAAUUAAAAAAUAUGAAUAAAUUAUUGAAGAAAUGCAUAUUGAAAACGAAAAAUUAGACGAGUAUAAAUAAUAGCUGGUAAUUAUGAACAAUGAUUUAGCUAAAGAAUUACAAAAUUAACAGUAGAAAAAUAAAACCUUGCAAGAUGAAGACCUUGUUACUAAAAAUAAAUUUUAAGACUAGGAAGUAAGGCUGAAUUAAGAAAUUUAAGCUUAUUAAUAAUAGAUGCAAUAAUUAGAGAAAGAGAAAUCGUUUAUAAAUAAAGCUUUUGAAUACAAAAAUUUAGAAUGUGAUAGCUUGAAAGAGGAGGUACUUAAGUAAAAAUAAGAACUGUAAUAGCUAUAGUAAAAAGUCGAUUAGCAAGAGCUGAUAAUCAGUGAAUAGAAAUUUUAAAAGCAAUAAGAAAUCGAAUUAAUUAACGCAAGAUAACAAGAGUUACAUAGGGCAUAUAAAAGCUAAUUCAACACAUUUUUUGAAAAGAUAUAAAAAAUUAAGGUUAUAAAUGACGAUUAUUUAAUGGCAAAUAAGAGAGAAUUUGAAUCAGUAGAAAAAAGAUUUUAUGAAGACUCUCUUAUAACCAAGCCUUCUUGUAUUUAAUCUACUUAAGGUGAUGAUUUGGAAACAAAAAAUAUAAAAUUAGAGCAGGAAAACAGAUAGCUUAUUGAUAAAUUGAACUCAAAAGAUGAAGAAAUUAACUUGUACAAAGAUGAGUUAACUAAAUCUGAUCAAAUGAAUUAAAAAAUUAUUGAAAUAGAAUAAAAAAAGUUAAAAGAAAGGUAUGAAAUUGAAAUUUAGAAUUUAAACGAAACUGUUUCUUUAAUGAAAUCAAAUGAAGCUAAGUUAAUAGAAAUAAUUAGCGAAUUAGAAUAAAAUAUUUCAUAAAAAGAAUAAGAAAUAAAUAGCUUAAAAGAUGGUAUCCUCUAAAUAUAAUAAACAAAGUAAGAAAUGGAAACUGCCACUUAGUAAUUAAAAGCCAAAAUAGACAUUGUUGAAGAGCAAGAAAAUAUUUUAGAAAAGAAGUUAAUUGAGCUUUCUUUGUCUCAUCAAUCAAGCAUUGAAUGUAAUUAGAGUAAUAAUUUGUAGAGUUCAAGAGGUUAAGAAAUAUAAAAUCUUCUUUAAAAAGUUCAUAAAUUACAGCAAUAAAAUAAAACACUGAAUGAAGAGCUUAUUGAAAGAGAAAAGUAGGUAAAUAUAUUGUAGCAUUAAAAUUAACAAUGCUAAAAAGAAUUAGAAGAGCUUCGUUCUGGAUUAUAAGAAUUUGAAGCAGAAGUAUAAGAAAUGAAGAGGAUUUAUAAUGAAAGCUUCGAGCAAGAAAAGUAAUCAAUAAUUUAGUUUUAUGAAUAAAAAUUAGAGCUGUAGUAAAAUUAGAUAACUUUCUUCAAGGAAAAAGAAUAAUCUGUUGUAAAUGCUUAAUCUGGGUAAUACUGUAAUACAGAUGUUGGAGAAAGCAUUAAAGAAGAUAAAAAGCAAUUAUUAAAUACAUUAUCUGAUCCAAACAUAUCAACAUUAAAAAAAAAUGUAAUGCAAAAUGGAUUACCUCCAACUAAUUCCAAGAAAAGCUUAGUCAGCUUUAAUAAUUUAAACAUGAUAAAGCAAGAUUCUAAUUUGGCAUUAAACAGGAAACACAACGAAACUUUUGAAGAGACAUUUGAAGAUGGAAGAGGUGGCUCUUAUUUAAAAUUAUCAAACAUAGUAGUAAAUUAAGGAGAAUAAAAUAACCAAAAAUGUAAUUAGGAAUAGAAAAUUGAAAACUAAUGUACUUUCCUAGAGUACAUGAAUAAGUUUACAAAUGAAAAAGGAGAAAUGAAUUCAGAUGACUUUUCAAAAGAAAUAUUUUAGUUAAAAGAAAAGGAGCUCCUUUAAGAAAUAGAUAAUCUUAAUAAAAAAUAUUAUCUUUAGGAAUAAAAUACCUAGUUAGAGAUAAGCUGGAUAAGAAAAUAGACAGAGUCUACUAAUUACUUAGAUCAUACAUAAUAUAAGGAAUAGUUAGAUUCUCUACAAAAUUAAAUAAACUAAUUAAAAAUGAUUAAAUAGCAAUUGUCAGCAGUCAGCAAGGAGAUAGAUUAAAGAUUUGAGAAAAAUUAAUUAGAAGAGUUUGCCUAAGAGCUGAAAUAAAAGUAAAUUGAAAUAUAAAUAAAUGAGAAAGAAAUUACUUAGAAGUUAGAGUAAUAUGCUUCAAUUAAUGAAGAAUUUCAGCUAGAAUUUUCUAAAAAUAUAAAUAAUUUGUCAGAAACCAGUGAAGAAAAUUUAAUGAUAAAUGUAUAAUAAAAAGUGAAUAAAACUCCUAGCAAGACAUUAUCGAAAACUAUUAUUAAAAAACUAAAUGAAAUUGGAUCUUGCUAAAAAGAAAAUCCUUCAAAUUAUUUAUUUGAAAAUUAAAAAGAGAUAUAAGAAUCUCUACAAAAUACUGUUUGA